Messenger RNA from Schistocerca piceifrons (Central American locust), 2799 nucleotides. It is a transcript of the gene Fer1, whose product is annotated as pancreas transcription factor 1 subunit alpha. Gene Ontology annotation, molecular function: DNA-binding transcription factor activity, RNA polymerase II-specific; protein dimerization activity; RNA polymerase II transcription regulatory region sequence-specific DNA binding. The coding region runs from base 1 to 1074 and encodes 357 amino acids. NCBI's taxonomy places the organism in Eukaryota, Metazoa, Arthropoda, Insecta, Orthoptera, Acrididae. The record is from RefSeq and is a predicted model, not a curated record. The transcript is spliced from 6 exons. Gene Ontology annotation, biological process: regulation of transcription by RNA polymerase II; developmental process.
AUGCGCACCCGGCAUUUCACUGCCUGCGGGGCUAGACGUGAAUCUGGCGCUCAGUGCGAUCGUGGGUCGCGGGUCGUAAGGGAGGCGCGCUGCGCGGUCGUGGGUCGUGACGGCGCGAGCACCUUUCUCUCCGUCCCCAGGGCUGCGUGCGUCCUCCAGCUGGCGGAACUGGAGGGGGCUGUUCCAGCGGCACGUUCUCCAGCGGUGCUGUGGGAAGACCGCCUCGGAUACUGGUCCGUGAGCGCGGCACGGAUGCUGCACUUCCCCGUGCUGGGCGAGGCGGCGCCGCCCCCGCUGGCGCCCGGCGCCGCCCCCGCCACCCCCGCCGGCGCGGUGCCGCCUCCGCUGUCCGCCCCCGGGCCGCUGUCGACGGGUGGGCAGCGCCAAUACAACCUCCACCACCAUGGCUGCAGACACCACCACCAUCACCACCACCACCACAACCACAACCACGCGACGUCUCCGGCCCCCGGAGGCGGCGCCGGUGCCGGCGGGCCGUUGGAGGCGGCGUCACAGUCCGGGAGGCGGCGCUGCAGCUCCGUGGGCGGCGGGGGCGGCGGGGGCGGUCGCUGCCCCCAGCAGCAGGUGCAGCAGCGGCAGGCGGCCAACCUGCGCGAGCGGAGGCGGAUGCAGAGCAUCAACGACGCGUUCGAAGGGCUGCGCGCGCACAUCCCCACCCUGCCCUACGAGAAGCGGCUGUCCAAGGUGGACACGCUGAAGUUGGCCAUCGGCUACAUCAACUUCCUGAGCGAGUUGGUGGCGUCGGACCGUGCGGGGGCGGCAGGAGGCGUCGGCGGCGGCGCCGGGGGUGGACUCGGCGGUGGCGGGUUGCGCGGCGUGGGCCACGGCCCGCUGCGCGAUCAGCCCAAGAAGGUCAUCCUCAGGGGAGGCUUCGGCUGCCCGUUCACGGCGCAUUCACUAUCGUGGUCGAGCAGCCGGUCGGAGCGCACGCCCACCGCCGCCGGGCUGAUGUUCGCCAAGGUGUGGACCCCAGAGGACCCCAGGGCUGCCAGCAAGGCCGCCUCGGCUGUGCCAGCCGGCGACGCCCCCACGCCGGCGCCGCAGCGCUUCUGACACCAGGUCGCGGUUUCACACAUCCUCUGACUGAAUUACGGAGUGAAUCCUCGCGUCGCUGUGCAGUGCGGACUUGUUAUGUCACAACAGGCUGGGAGAUCACUGCAGAGACUGAAAGAAGUGGUCGAGUGCACACGCCAUCGGCAGUGUCGUUCACGGCCGUGGAUUCAGCUCACGUUAGCCCUGUGAGGGACAGUGCGCAUGCUGUUUCGGUAUACCGUCAUAAUAAAUUGUUCAGCUCUCUGUGUAAUGGAAGGGAUGUACCAAAGGAGAAAUAUUACAAAGGUCUUAUUGUGGCAGUGAAUGGCUAGCAGCCAGUGAAGAGAGAGAAGCAUCGUCUACAAACACUGAAAUCUCUAGUCACACGUACCGACAAAUUACCUAGGAUGUUUUGCUGCGUGAUCUGGCGUGUUCAGAAUUCAUUGUCUCCACUAGCUUGUUACUGAGCGGUCCCUAGAGUGGCUGACACAAAGAGUUUCCACAUCUACAUCCAUAUUCCAUGUACCACAUUAUAGUGUAUGAUGGAGGGUACUUUUAUUGCCGCUAUUAUUUCGCACCCUUUGCUCUUCCGUUCGCGAACGCCGCGUGGGAAGAAUGAUUGUCAGUAACCUUUCUGUAUGUCCUUUUUAUUAGUAUUGAGACUUUCCCCGUGUAUUUCUUAACUGUAAACUACUUUCAAUACAGUCAUAUUCAUGCAUUUGUCCAAGCCAGCAACCUUAUCGCAGUGGUAAUACCGGUCAGAUCACCGAUGUUAAGCGCUAUCGGGCUGGGCUAACACUUGGAUGGGUGACCAUCCGCUCUGCCGAACGCUGUUGGCAAGCGGGGUGCACUCAGCCCUCGUGCGGGUAACUGAGGAGCUACUUGACGGACAAGUAGCGGCUCCGGUCACGAAAACUGACAACGGCUGACCGUGUGCCCCUCCGUAUCCCCAUCCAUUGACGCCUGUCUGUGAGGAUGACACGGCGGCCGGUCGGUGCCGUUGGGCCUUCACGGUCUGUACGGACGGUGUUUAGUUUAUUUUACUUGUCUGUUCAAGGGCAGGUUGUGCUGCACCCUUAUUACCAUCAGGUGCUUCUCUCGCAUACUUUCCUACACGAGCUACAUGUCGUUAUGGCUGCUGCUGCCUAGCAACACGUUUAACCACGUAAAUAAGAAAGAAACAGUGGCGGCCGGUGCAAACUUUUACAAGUGUGCAACAAUAUUAUGAAAAGAAACAGAAAACAAAAUCAUAAAAAAUUUAUUACAAUAAAAACUAGUACUCCAGACAAAAAAUUGAAGUCUGGGACAAUUCUAGUGUCCGAUUCCACUCGGCGGCUUUGGGCAACGACGUCAGAGACGCCACAUAGAGGCAAUCUUUGAAAGCAACGGAUCGUAUUAGUAAACAAAUGAAUGUAGCACACGAUAAAAUUACAAACACAGUUCACGUGAUUAAUUACUUGGCCCCAAAUUAUACUGACAAGAACUAAAAGUAGCGAAAGGAAAUAAGAACGGAAAAAGAGAAGUAUACAAGUCUGAAAUAAAUUAUUAUCGUAAUUUAUGUGAGUAAGAAAAGCACAGAGAACCUUUACAUCUAGUACAGUUCAGCGCAUUGUGAAGCCAUAUUAUGAAUCAGGGUUAACUUUCAAUACUAAUUGUUAAAUCUAACGGGACGAGUACACAAGUGACGAAACUAAUAUAUUUGCAGUAGUCUUCUAAACUGUAUAUCUCAUACAUAUUCAAAUAUAC